Messenger RNA from Racocetra persica, 126 nucleotides. The record is from the annotation of a GenBank genome assembly. Lineage: Eukaryota; Fungi; Glomeromycota; Glomeromycetes; Diversisporales; Gigasporaceae.
AAGAAGUUGCAAAAAUAGAGCCUGAAAGUGAUGAUGAAAAAAAUAUAAUAGAUUAUUCUGCUUCUAAUAUUAAAAACAAAAAUAAAAAAGAAUUCAAAUAUAUUGAUAAUCUUGAUAAUAGCUUUG